This is a messenger RNA of Cryptococcus deneoformans JEC21, 4462 nucleotides long. RefSeq lists its product as hypothetical. The transcript is spliced from 11 exons. Gene Ontology annotation, biological process: regulation of autophagy; positive regulation of cell growth; cellular response to starvation. Bases 68 to 4378 code for a protein of 1436 amino acids. The record is from RefSeq and is a predicted model, not a curated record. Gene Ontology annotation, molecular function: protein-macromolecule adaptor activity; protein binding. Gene Ontology annotation, cellular component: TORC1 complex; cytoplasm. NCBI's taxonomy places the organism in Eukaryota, Fungi, Basidiomycota, Tremellomycetes, Tremellales, Cryptococcaceae.
GCAACAGUAUUCGUCAAGAUUUCAGGCUUGAACUCACUGGUGGAAGCAACAUUUUCAAAAUCGCACAAUGCAAAACUCUGUACCACCGGCAACCUUUCGCCGGAUCAACUCCCUCCCACUUUCUCACUCCCACUCGCCGACACCUACUGACAACGCGUCCAGUGGUUGGGUGACCACCACGUCUUCUUGGACAAGCUCUACAAAAGAUCCGCCAAGCACACUUGAUGUGUUAAGCAAGGGAGGAGGCCCGUUGGCUUGGACAGAAGUAAGGCAUAGAUUACAGGAAGGAGAACAUGUAGAUGUCGAUGGCGAGGGGAAUAACGUGGGUCACUGUAGUCAAGCUGUCAUACUAUCAUGUCUUCAUCUCGCGCAUGAAAUGGCUUUGCGAGAAGUAGGCAUGUAUGCAUGGACUGUCCCAGCUGUAAAAGAUCCAACGGGCAGCAUGAUGAAGAUUAUGAAACAGUACGAAAAGCAGAUAAAGGCUAUGAGCAGGCAUGCAGAUCUAAGGUGCCGUUCCGUGCCAGAUCCUUCCAAACUCUCCAUCCAACACCAUCUUCAGAAAGCCCGACAGGCCGCAGGUCUCAACAGCUAUGUCGCGGUCAUCUAUAGCGGCCAUGGAAUCCAAGAGCCCCCAACAGAAGCUGGGGAGCUGUGGUGCUAUGAUAAAAAUUUUGAAGAGUGUUUGCAGUCUGGGUGUGGCCCUUCUGAGUAUAUCCCCAUUCUUUUGUUCGACCUCCUCACCUGGGCUGGUGCUUCGACAUGUUACGUCUGGGACUGCAAAAACGCAGGUCGAUUUAUUCGCGCCGCCAAAACAGAGGCAGAGGAGAUUGACUCUCAGCUCCGAACGGCAGCCGCUCAAAAUCCGUCAGUAGCAGAGACGCAGCCGGCAACGUAUGCUAAACGGCAGAUACACUUCGCUGCCUGUAGCACAGAGCAAGUUCUGCCCAAAGUCAAAGGUUUACCUGAUGACUUAUUCACUGCCUGCCUGACAACACCAUUGAGGAUCGCUUUGUUGUUCCACAAUUUACAGUGCUUUCCUCUUACUAGAAAGAAUGCCGAGAAAGCCACCAUAAAAAGUCCCGCUUAUAUGGACGGGCUUUGGGAGAACAUGAGCCAAAGUCUGAAAGAUCGAUUGUGGUCGGAAUUGACGGCAAUUCUGCAUACCAUUGCCUGGCAAACACUCGAUGGGUCAGAGUAUCAGAAAUUAUUUGGAAAAUCGGGUGAUGUGGUCAACAAUAUAGCAAGCGGAUUCUUACUCUCGCAAAGGGUUCUCGGAGCAUUCAAAGUGACCCCUGAGUCUGUUCCGAGCAUUCCGUCUUCAGUUUCCAACCAUGCCUUGUGGACAACAUGGGAUCUUAUCCUUGACAAUUUGUUCGAACAAUUGCCAAAAUACUUCGAUGACGCUCACCCCAAUGUCACAUGGGAAAAAGAUCUCAAACUUGUCUCUUUCAUGGCUGACCAGCUCGAGAGUAUCACCACGGCUGGACAAAGCUUGCUUUUCACUGAGACACCGAAAUCUGGGAUGAUGCCCGGCCUGACUAGACUGCCUAUCAUCUGUAGAGCAUCAAUGACAGAAGAGUUCAGAGUUCAGGCUUGUUCUGCUCUGGAUGCUUGUCUCAACGCGCUUGACGCGCGGGGCCUGGCCCGUGCCGUACAGGGUGGUGCUCUAGAUGUGGCAGUUGAACUUCUCGCAUUGCAAGAUGAAAGGAUCAAGGAUCAGGUUAUCAGUAUAUGGUCAUCUCUUGUAAAGUAUGACUCGUGCGUUUUGGCGCUUGCCAAAGAGGGCCUCACAGCUGAUAGGUUGACGGACGUUCCAGCCGUUAAAUUCUUUCUUAUCGUGUUGCAGGAGAACCUCGCCCAUGACAAGUUGUCUCCUGAUGCAGGAGACUCUGGUCCGGAUACCCAAGAAGAUUGUUCAGAUUUCAACCUCGUUCCCACCGUACAGAUUGCCGCUGUCUUAUCGACCAUCGCCAACUUCGUUGUUGGUCGCUCUGCACCGCGUUUCGUGUCUCGCUCCCUGAACAUGGCAAAUAUCAUGCUUCACUCCUCCUGUGAUCUCAUUCGUCAGUGGGGGGCUCUGCUCGCCGCUGAAGUGCUGGGAAGUCUUAGUAUAUCAGAUGAAGAGCGCUUAUCCGAAGAGCUAAAAGGAGAGCUCUUGCGUAUGGUGGAUAGCGGGAAUGUAGAAAAUCGGGCGGCAGGAAUAUAUGCUUUGUCAAGAUGGCUGCCUGUCGGAGAUGAAUGGGGAGCAUCAGAGCUAGAAGGUAUAUUGGAACUCUCAGACCAUUUGGUCAAGCACAGCAAAGUGGAAGGAUCCCCUUUAGUAAGACGGGAGCUGGCUGAAGUCUUUAUCCAAAUACUUAAAUCUGCCAAAGGCUUCACUGCAAUGGCCCUCUGGACUCAGUUGCUUGGAUAUGCUCUCGACGCUCGACGUCAAGACAUAUCAGUAGCUGAAAAAGCUAUCAUAAACCUUGGGAUGAACCUGAAGAUGGCACCGAAACAAAAGCUUUUGCUGAAUAGGAUAGCAGCUAUCCUGAGCGCCGUGUGUGUGCAACGGUACGAUCCCGAUCCUAUGGUAGCCAAAAUAGUUCAUCAACCUCUGUGCAAAGCUCUCGAUAUGCUGAGGUCUCAAUCCCAGGAAAGUAAGAAGGAUGCCAACGUCUGGAGUGAAAUUCAAUCUGCGACAUUCCUCUCAUCGAAGAACAAGCCAGAAUGGACCAAUGAGAUGUUUGAAACAAUUCUAGCUGCCAGUGAAAGGGUCAAGGAGCUCUAUCAAGGUACAUCUUCUGGGAAUGACCCUUGUAGAUUUACAGCCGAAAGGCCUCAGCACGCCAAGGAGGCCAAAAGCAGGAAAAGAGUGAAUCAUGGCUUGUUCGAGAGGAAUAAAAGGGCGUUACAAGCUCAUAUUACGCAAGCUAGGCGAAAGGCAGAAAUCACAUCCCAUGAUAGUUCUCCAAUCAAAUCAACGUCUUCUGGCGAUACCUGGACUAUGAGACAUCGCGUUCUAGAGGAUUCGCUCGUAAUAGCCGAACAACAGGUGGGCUUGCCAUGGAAAUGGUCUAUGAAGGAUAUAAUAUGCCCUGACCCAUGGACAACAUUGACCUUCCACUCGUUUCACAGCACAGUUAUGUCUUGCAAUAGAGAUCAUGAUCUCUUGAUGUGGGACUGGAACUCAUCAAGAAAAAUAGGUCAUGUCAAGCUCAACUUGGCAUCACACACCAGUAUAACUUCUGCAAGGUUUGUGAACGAGUUGCACGAGCAAAUCGUCAUUCUAGCUGAAAUCUGUAAUGGCGAUAUUCACAUCCUCGCAGGUCCUCAAGAUGCUAGCCGCAUCAAGCCCAUUGCCAGCUUUCAAGCGCUAAAUAUGCACUCGUCGCGGAACAUGCUGGUAGAAGAUGAAGAUCACCGAAGGCUAGUGACAACUUGGUUCAGGCAAAGUGGUAAAUUGUGCGUUGGGGGAGCUAGUGAGGUUAUCAACGUCUGGGACUGUCCGGCAGAAAGAUGCGUGCAAGUGCUGGAGACCAAAGCCAAUGUGCCUGUCACAACUCUCAUAACUGAGCCUGUAUCGGGAAAUCUGGUAAUCGGUGGACAAGCAGAUGGAAUGGUGCAAUUAUUUGAUCUCCGACAAUGUCGACGGACGUCCGUUCUCUCGUGGAAAGCUGACCUACCCGGUUUAUCAAUCCAACAAGAAGACAUGAGACUCUUCAACACGAAAAAGGACGGUGUAGCCAAAAUGGGCGUAAUCUUGGGCGAAAGCAAGCAUGUGACUUCCGCAUGCUUCAACGGGCUGAUAAAUGUUCAUGACAUUCGUAACUUGUCCCAGUCAGCCGCCUCUGUGUUGGCGCAUCCUGAUGGUAUUGCCUCGGCAUCUUUUCAGCCUCACUCAGGUUUGAUGUCGACCGUAUCAUUGUUAAACAAGCCUCCUUUAAACUCAUCUAAGGGGACGAUCAUGAGUGUCACACCUGCUUAUUCACAUUCUUCUACCCAAUCAAAGCUUUCCACGGCACUUUCCCAUUUUCAUCUUCGUUCUAGGUCCAAUUCAUCUCCUAAAAUUCGUCCUUCUUACACCAUGAACAAUAAUAUUACUUUGCAUCCGAGUGCUGCCUCUAUCAGGUCCUCAGCCAACUGGUCCCUUCAUCGCACAUCUCUCGGCUCCUGCAAUCCGGUGACGGUCGAGUCUAUAUCUUUCGAUUCUCAACCUGCCGAUGUGAUGGCUCAAGGAUUUAGACCUUACACCGUUAUGCACCCCCUCAGGCCAUUCCUAGGGAUUGGAUUCGGGGAGACGUGUUACCUCCGGGGCUGUGGAGUGGGAAAGGGCGAUGAUACGGAUAGCGGGAGCUACACCUUUCUGAGAGAGCAGGCCAAGUACGGUGUUUUAUAGAUUAUGAUAAUGAUUUGUGCGAAUACGAAUAUUGUAUGGCAUUGCCAGUGAUACAGAUUUCGAAUCGAAGAUGACAAGCCACCU